This is a messenger RNA of Suricata suricatta (meerkat), 2317 nucleotides long. It is a transcript of the gene POFUT2, whose product is annotated as protein O-fucosyltransferase 2. Bases 76 to 1458 code for a protein of 460 amino acids. The transcript is spliced from 7 exons. Gene Ontology annotation, molecular function: peptide-O-fucosyltransferase activity. NCBI's taxonomy places the organism in Eukaryota, Metazoa, Chordata, Mammalia, Carnivora, Herpestidae. The record is from RefSeq and is a predicted model, not a curated record. Gene Ontology annotation, biological process: protein O-linked glycosylation via fucose.
GUUGCCAAGGCUUCAGGAGACGCGUUCCGGUGGGACGGGAGCGCGUGCGCUUCCGGGGCGGAGCACGGCCGCCGGAUGUUUGUGGCCUCUGGGGCCAUGGCGGCGCUCGGCGUCGUCUCGCUGCUGCUGCUCGGAGCGGUGUCCUGGCCGCCGGCCUCGGCCUCGGGCGAGGAGUUCUGGCCCGGCCAGUCGGCGGCCGACAUCCUGUCGGGAGCGGCGUCCCGCAGACGGUACCUUCUGUACGAUGUCAACCCCCCCGAGGGCUUCAACCUCCGUCGGGACGUCUACAUCCGGGUCGCCUCCCUGCUGAAGGCGCUGCUGAAGACCGAGGAGUGGGUGCUGGUGCUGCCCCCGUGGGGGCGCCUCUACCACUGGCAGAGCCCCGACAUCGCCCAGGUCCGGAUCCCGUGGUCCGACUUCUUCGACCUCCCGAGUCUGAACAGAAACAUCCCCGUCCUGGAGUACCAGCAGUUCAUCGCAGAGUCCGGCGGGCCCUUCAUCGACCAGGUGUUCGUGCUGCAGAGCUACGCGGAGGGGUGGAAGGAGGGGGCCUGGGAGGAGAAGGUGGACGCGCGGCCCUGCCUCGACCCGCCGCUCUACGCGCAGGACAAGCACGAGUACUACAGGUAUGGCCGUCGGGACACCGCCGAGGGCGUCCGGCGCUUUCGAACGUGCCCGUGGAGACGGCGGUGGACCGCGAGCAGAAAUGACAAAGGAAACCCUGGGAAAAGUACAAAAUUAGGGGACAAGGUCCAGUUAUCACUGGGCUUUGCCGGCGAGCAGCAGGUAGCGGCCCGGGAUGCCGCGAGGACAGCGCCCCCGAGCGCGACCCGGGAAACGCUCAGAAACCACACCCGCUCGAAAAGCCGCGUGUGGUCUGCAGACACUGAGUCUCCGCAAACCAACCCUUCAGGAAACGCUCCUGCAGCGAGGCUGGGCCUCUCGGUCGUCUGGUCCGGCUGCUCCGAGGGAAACGCCGACCGUCCAUGUCCGUGUCCGCCGCCUGGUUCUGCUCCCGGAGCAGCCGCGGCAGACACGGGGCCGAGCCCGCCCCCUGCCCCCCAUGCGCGCCCCCGAGCGAGAGAGAAGCGGGGCGCUACCUUCAUCUUGGUCCAGUCCUCCUGGAAGGGGGUCCUGUCGGCCUCGUCCGUGGAGUUCAGGUGCUUGCUCCUGAACUCGUCCCCCACGGCCCGCAGGGCCGGCCUGAGUCCAACGGGUGCCGAGGACGGGGACGGGCUCCUGAGAGAGGCCGGCAGGGACGGGUCAUCAGCCAGCAAAAAGCCAGACGCUCUGCUGUCCGCCAGGUUCUUCAUCGGAACCUCGGUCUCCACGUUCUCUUUCCGGAUCCACGAGGAGAGGGAGAUUCUAGGCUUCGACCCCCGGACGACGUACAACCGGUUCUGCGGGGACCGGGAGGAGGCGUGCGAGCAGCCCACGCACUGGAGGGUCGCCUACUGAGCCGGCACCCGGGCCCCGCGUCCCGACUCUGCCACGCGGCCGCUCGGCCUCCCUCUGACCACGUGGGCCUCAGGGCAGCUCCUGCCCGGCAGACCGGCCAGGCUGCCAGACCAGCACUUUCCCAGGUCACGGGCGCAGCCCGCAGCCACGUGAGCCACGGCCUGUGUCCAUCUCCGUGUCCCUUCCCUCCGUUGGCCACCUGGGGGCAGGUGCUGCCGUUGCCGGCGCUGCGGACGGGCAUGACACUGGUGUCCGCUGCCAGCGAGGCCCUCGGGACGGGAAGGUGGGGUCUCGUUUCCCGGGUCCAGAGGGACGUCCAGCAGCGGGUGGUGCAGAUGUGGCCUCGGGCAGCUCGCGUCCCAGGGCCCCGGGUGGCUGUGCCUUUGGGCCUGGUGUGGUUUUAGCCCGCUGGUCCCAGUCUGCCCUUUCACCACGGGAGGCCACCUGCGAGCAGGGGGACGUGAGGCCUGAGGCCUGUCGUCCCCGCUCGGAGCGCUGCAAGUUUCCUCCGAAGGCUCCAGUGGUUUGUCAGGUUCCCGCGGAGAGGGGCCUCCGGCCGCCCGGGAGCGUGUGGGGGUGACACCCGCGGGGCGCGAUGGGCCCAGGGACGUGGAGCACUGUGGUCGCUGCGGCCUCAGAAGGGGACACGCCGCACAGAAACCCUUGCUGGGCCUUCAGCGUGGCCGCCACGUCGUCUCUGGCCGGGAGCCCCGGGUGGCCUGCCCAGGCCGCGGCCCGAAGCCCCGAGCCCGCAACCCCCCCCCCCGAACGUGCGCUGGGGUCAAACGAUGAAGUAUUUAUUCUUCUCGCAUUUGUACAUCCAAAUACAAUUCAUAAAAUAUGUUUUCUAGAAAAGCGC